Aspergillus saccharolyticus JOP 1030-1 is the source of this 2774-nucleotide messenger RNA. It is a transcript of the gene mdr2, whose product is annotated as ATP-binding cassette permease mdr2. The transcript has 3 exons. Gene Ontology annotation, biological process: transmembrane transport. Lineage: Eukaryota; Fungi; Ascomycota; Eurotiomycetes; Eurotiales; Aspergillaceae. The record is from RefSeq and is a predicted model, not a curated record. The coding region runs from base 169 to 2544 and encodes 791 amino acids. Gene Ontology annotation, molecular function: ATP binding; ATP hydrolysis activity; ABC-type oligopeptide transporter activity. Gene Ontology annotation, cellular component: membrane.
UUCCCCUCCAUUAAUCUCACAUUCAGCCCUCGAAACAGCAAGUCAAGCUCUUCUAUGCCAUGUACCCCAUGGCUUUCGAGAGCAACUAGUCGGACAUGGCAUCCUAGUUUUCUCAAAACGCCAAAUUCUUCAGCAGCCAUCUGAUUCCGCUUUCUACACUCCUCAGAUAUGCGCGGAGCUGGUUUCCUGGCCUCCUGGCCUCCAGGAGUAGCCGCCAGGCAGACAGCUCAAAAAUCUGGAAGGAUAGUCUCGAAUCUGUAUUCGCAUAACAGUGCCUUUACUCUUGAAACGGCUCCAAUUGGUUACAAGAGACAGGUUUUAGGACCAUCAUGCCUAAUACGCAACUACCACGGAACCUCUCUACAUUCCAGGUCGCCGCUCUUUCAUCUCAAUGGCGCAUGGACCGCAAUUGAUCGGUCUCAAUCACUCCGCUAUAGUUGUCUCUUCUCGUCUGCUACGAGAUCACUAUAUGCCAAGCCUACCGGUCGAACGACACCAUCACAAACCGCAAAAGAUACAACACAGGAUAAGGACGAAGAGGAUUUGGACAAAGGCUUUGAACUUUCUGAACGAGCAGCUCAGGCAGCUCAGGUUAAUCUGCGCGCGAAGCUGGCCAAAGAUGGAGCUUCAGGAAAGAAUGCUGGCUUCAAGGAGAUCUGGCGACUGCUAUCCAUUGCCCGCCCCGAGGCCAAGAAACUUGGGUUCGCUUUCUUCUUCCUACUCAUCUCUUCGGGUAUCACGAUGUCUAUUCCAUUCUCUAUCGGUAAGAUCAUGGACGCAGCUACCAAGCCCCCGGAGGUCAAUGAAACAACGGAGGAUGGCGGCCCGGAUCAGCUUUUCGGUCUGAGUGUACCGAUGUUCUAUGGUGCACUAGCCGGAAUCAUGACCCUAGGCGCUGCCGCUAAUUAUGGUCGCAUUGUCAUACUUCGUAUUGUUGGCGAGCGCAUUGUUGCUCGGCUCCGCUCGAAUUUGUUUCGGAAGACCUUCAUUCAGGAUGCGGAGUUCUUUGAUGCGAAUCGCGUUGGUGACCUGAUCUCCCGUCUCGGCUCCGACACAAUUAUAGUAGGUAAAAGUAUCACCCAGAAUCUCUCCGACGGCCUACGAGCGACAGUCAGCGGUGUGGCUGGGUUCGGCCUCAUGGCUUACGUCAGUCUCAAACUGUCGAGCAUUUUGGCGCUUCUGCUUCCUCCAAUUGGCUUAGGAGCUUUCUUCUAUGGAAGAGCGAUUCGAAAUCUGAGCCGCAAGAUACAAAGGAACCUCGGAACUUUGACUAAGAUUGCCGAAGAACGUUUGGGCAACGUCAAAACUAGCCAGUCAUUUGCUGGUGAGAUUCUGGAGGUCAACCGUUAUAACACCCAGGUUCGCAAGAUUUUCGAGCUCGGUAAGAAGGAGUCUCUCAUAAGCGCGACAUUUUUUAGUUCGACCGGAUUCAUGGGUAAUAUGACCAUCCUUGCUCUACUCUAUGUUGGCGGUGGAAUGGUUAAAACAGGCGCUAUCAGCAUCGGAGAGCUCACAUCAUUCUUGAUGUAUACCGCCUAUGCUGGUUCCAGCAUGUUCGGUCUCUCUAGCUUCUAUUCUGAAUUGAUGAAAGGUGUCGGUGCGGCUAGUCGUCUAUUCGAGUUACAGGACCGGAAUCCAACGAUAUCACCCACCAAAGGAAUCAAAGUUGAAUCUGCUCGUGGCCCUAUUCGCUUUGAAAAUGUCUCCUUCAGUUACCCUACCCGCCCCGCUGUUCCUAUCUUCCAGGAUCUUAACUUUGAGAUCCCUCAGGGUACGAACGUCGCCAUUGUUGGACCGUCCGGUGGAGGCAAGUCUACUAUUGCCUCUAUUUUGCUCAGAUUUUACAACCCCACCGGCGGACGCGUUCUAGUCGGAGGCAAGGAUAUCAGUGAGAUGAAUGCCAAGUCUCUCCGCAGGAAGAUUGGUGUAGUCGCGCAGGAGCCAGUCUUGUUCUCCGGGACGAUCGCCGAAAAUAUCUCUUAUGGAAGUCCCCAUGCGACUCGCUCAGAAAUUGUAGCAGCUGCCAGAAAGGCCAAUUGCCAGUUCAUCAGUGAUUUUCCGGAUGGUCUCGACACUCAGGUUGGGCCUCGUGGAGCCCAACUCUCUGGUGGACAGAAGCAGCGUAUUGCUAUCGCUCGCGCGCUGAUUAAGGAUCCCGAUAUUUUGAUUUUGGAUGAGGCGACUUCUGCGCUCGAUGCCGAGUCGGAGACCCUCGUCAACAGUGCCCUUGCUGCCCUGCUUCGUGGCAACAACACGACCAUCAGCAUCGCUCAUCGACUUUCCACGAUUAAACGAUCCGACACGAUAAUCGUCCUUGCGCCUGAUGGAAAAGUCGCUGAACAAGGCAGCUAUGAGGAGCUCAGUGGUCGCCCUGAUGGCGCUUUUACCAAACUCAUGGAAUGGCAAAUGAGUGGCGGUGACGCUACUCCUCCUCGGGUGCCCGUGAAUCCCGAGACAGAAGAAAAGUUGUGGCAGUUAGAAAACGAUGGUGCUGAAGAUGAAGUUGAAGAGUCUCCCGAGGGGUCAGCUCAGCAGAAGCAAUAGCAGGCAUCACUGCACAUCUUGAAGCAUUCUUACGUUCUAUCAUACAUGUUGGACGUUCUCAAGCCGUGUAGACUACCAGGCUUGCUUUUCAGUUCGGGGGUGGCUCAUAUAUACUUGUUCUUAGAAGGUAGGACGCCUGAUGAUGUAUGUAAUAUCUUUGGAUUUCUGUUCUUUUCCUACUGUUGCUGGAUGACUGGAUAGAGAGAUCGUACAGAAAUACCCAACUCUCC